Molecule: messenger RNA, 1920 nt
Organism: Fusarium sp. VM40
Lineage: Eukaryota; Fungi; Ascomycota; Sordariomycetes; Hypocreales; Nectriaceae
Source: the annotation of a GenBank genome assembly
AUGCCCAAAUUGAAAAGAACAGACCUCGUCCAGACAAAUACCUUCUACAAUGAGGAUGUUUACAGCGGCGCUAAACCGAACGAUGUCCUACCAUCUCAUGUCGAGGAUCUGCGAGAAAUUAUUCUCGACUUUUCCUGGGCAAUCCGAAGUCAGGGCGUAUAUACUGAUACCUCUCAUAUUGACUUCCUGGAAAAAGCAAACGGGCUGAAAGGGACUGGCUUGGACCCGAUUGUACAAGACGCAAAGCUCAUUCGAGAUUGGUUCAACUUAUUACGUGGCAGCGACUGUGCGGAGAACCAGUGGCAGGAGUCUUUCAAAAAUAAGUUCUUUAACACACUUCACCUGAGCGACACCGACUCCACCACGAGCUUGCGAAGUAUUUCACGUUGUAAUUUCUAUCAUGACACCGUCGUAUCGACUGAGGAUAAACUCUGGACAUUGUUCAGGGAAAGGUCUCACCAUCGGGCAACUUCAGGCCUGGACCUACUGAACGUAGUCUCGCAGCCUAAACCUGACUAUUGUUUCUUCUUGCCUAUGUAUCACCCCAAAGUUGCACUUCAAAUACCCCAUGGAGCGGGAUCCGCAUCUCGGCAAUGGCACAAGAACUCGAUCCCGAGCAUGGUCGAGCCAUUUUCAUGGUCACUCUUCCAAGAGCUCUUCGAGCAUGGCUUACGACCAACACCCUUUAGUACCCUGGGCAAGAAAGCUAAGAAGUCAAAAGGACCUUCGACAAAGGAUUUGAAAUGCUAUCCUUGGUUGAUUGUCGAGUUCAAAACUGAGGAUGACUUUUUGAUGGAGGAGGUGUGUUGUCAGGGUGCCAACGCCUCGGCCUGCGCUGUGAACCUCAACCGGAUUGCAGCCAAGUACACAACCGAGGAAGCUGAGGAUGCGCAAGUCCCUCCGAUCCCGGUCAUAACCACGGUUGGGCCAAAGGUCAAGGCCUGGAUUACGUACUUUUCGAGAGACUUCAAAGCUCCAUAUGACGUACGUACAAAGAGGAAGGGAGAAAAUGUCAAAGAGGGCUAUCUGAUGAGAUGCAUCUGGGAGGGGAAUAUGACUAACCUUAGACAUGUUGUGGAGUUCAGACUAAUGCUCGAGAACACCCACUCUUGGGCUACACGGGUAUUUAAGCCACUCCUAGGGACAUAUAUCCACAAAUGGAAGCUUGAAACACGCAAAAAUGAUGACAGAGAUAUUUCUCCGGCCUCAGCUACAGCACAGAGGGACUUAAAUGUCAGUGCAAGAUUGACGCCGAGAGUUGAGGGUAUUCUGCAACGGUAUGCCACGACCGCGAUCAACCCCGAUCAACCAUCACAAACUACUUCAGUAUUAGUAGGCUACAUCCAAGAACUUCUUAAGGCUGAACGUAAGGAGACGAAUAAACAGAUAGAUUUGUUGUUCGCCCAAAGGAUGGAUGGCCUCAAUGUCGGCUCUGAGAAGGUACAGUCGAGAGCUUCAACUAAGGACUCAUUCGUUUAUAGAAGGCUGAAAAAUGUCCGCGGCCAGAGGUCACACCAUGAGGCUGUACUCCCUACAACCGAGGCCAGUGAUGAAUCCCUGAACUCGGAUGAUUCAGAAGACUCUCAGUAUGAAUUUCAAGACUCAGAUAAUUCAGAAGAGUCUGAGGGCUCACAGGACCUGGGAGACACCGAAGAAGAGUCUGAAGAAGAGUCUGAAGACCAGGGAGAUCUAUGGGCAUCACCAAGAGUUCAUCUAGACACUCCAGCUCAAGAAAGGAGGGUGAGGCGAAGCCCCCGCCUUGCAACGCCCGAGCCAGCACCAAAUCAGCCUAAGAACAGGCAGAGGGCCACUGCAUCCCCGGAUCCAGCCGAGCUUUCAUCACUUCCGCGAACUCCUUCGCGGACUCAGAAAUCUCUGGGGCAAUUCCUUGGGUCUAUGGGGGUACGGGCAGACCGAUGA